Molecule: messenger RNA, 753 nt
Organism: Polistes canadensis
Lineage: Eukaryota; Metazoa; Arthropoda; Insecta; Hymenoptera; Vespidae
Gene: Osi19
Exons: 2
Coding region: 1-753 (250 amino acids)
Source: RefSeq, a predicted model, not a curated record
AUGAAGUUCUUAAUAAUCUGUUCGUUGAUAGCGUUGGUCGUGGCUCAGCCAGCGAAAAAUGAACUCUGGAAGGGUACCAAUUUGGAUCAAAUGGUCGAUCAGACCAAAUCCGAGUGCGCGCAGAAAAACGACGAGGUAUCCUGCAUGAAGUUCAAAGUUCUCAAUCUUCUCGAUCAAUUAUUCCGCAAGGACAGCUUCAAGGUAUCCGAGUCAGUGGAGGUAACACGUAACUCGUAUCCAGCCGAAGAUGUGUCUGCACGCGGUGAAGGAUCAUUCAUCGAUACCGUACAAUCCUAUUUGACUACUCACGACGUAACAUUUAAAUUACCACUGGAAUCUACCGUCAAAGUUAGCUCGAGAAACAUCGACGACGACAGGAUUACCUUUGACGUCCAGUUUGGUCAAGGUCGUGCCGUUGAAGAAGCUCGCAAAUCUAAAUUGAAGAAGGUCGUCAUACCGAUUCUCGUGUUCGUCCUGUUGAAGGCCAUGACACUGAUUCCAUUGGCCAUUGGUGUUCUUGGAUUGAAAGCAUGGAACGCACUUCAAUUGUCAUUCUUCAGUUUCAUCAUUUCCGUAGGCAUGGCCAUUUUCCAACUUUGCAAAAAGAUUGCAGCCGAAAACCACGCUGCACCCCUUGCCGCUCAUGGUCCUUGGGAAUAUCAAACGCAAUACAGAUCAUUCUCGAAUCAAGAACAAGAACCUUCCUCGCAAUACGCGCAAAAUCUCGCCUAUUCGGGAUACGCACAAUCGUAA